UUGAAUUCGUUGGUCCUUGAUCUGGAUUAUCCAGCGCUGAGGAAGAACAAGAACAUCGAUAAUUUCUUAAAUAGAUAUGAGAAGAUUGUGGAAAAAAUCCGAGCUUUACAAAUGAAGGCUGAAGACUAUGAUGUUGUUAAGGUGAAAGGUUUUGGAGAAGUGCAACUGGUUCGCCAUAAAAUGACACAGAAGGUUUAUGCAAUGAAGCUACUUAGUAAAUUUGAAAUGAUCAAGAGAUCAGAUUCAGCCUUUUUCUGGGAAGAAAGAGAUAUCAUGGCCUUUGCCAACAGUCCGUGGGUGGUUCAGCUAUUUUGUGCCUUUCAAGAUGACAAGUACUUGUACAUGGUAAUGGAAUACAUGCCAGGUGGAGAUCUCGUAAACCUUAUGAGCAAUUACGAUGUGCCUGAGAAAUGGGCCAAGUUCUACACAGCCGAAGUUGUUCUGGCCCUUGAUGCAAUUCACUCCAUGGGCUUGAUACACAGAGAUGUGAAGCCUGACAAUAUGCUUUUAGAUAAAUACGGGCAUCUGAAGCUGGCAGAUUUUGGCACUUGCAUGAAAAUGGAUGAAACAGGUAUGGUGCGCUGCGACACAGCUGUGGGAACCCCCGACUACAUAUCGCCCGAAGUUUUGAAAUCACAAGGGGGUGAUGGUUACUAUGGACGGGAAUGUGACUGGUGGUCUGUAGGAGUUUUCCUUUUUGAGAUGCUCGUUGGCGAUACUCCUUUUUAUGCGGACUCACUAGUAGGAACAUACAGUAAAAUUAUGGAUCAUAAGAACUCAUUACAUUUCCCAGAUGAUGUGGAAAUCUCGAAGCAUGCAAAGAACCUUAUCUGUGCCUUUUUAACUGAUAGGGAUGUGCGACUUGGGAGAAAGGGGGUAGAAGAAAUAAAGCAUCACCCUUUCUUCAAGAGUGAUCAGUGGAACUGGGACAACAUUCGAGAGACUGCUGCUCCUGUUGUUCCUGAGCUCAGCAGUGAUAUAGAUAGCAGUAAUUUUGAUGAUAUUGAGGACGACAAGGGAGACGUGGAAACCUUUCCAAUCCCCAAAGCCUUCGUGGGAAACCAGCUGCCUUUUAUAGGAUUUACCUACUACAGAGACAAUUUGUUGCUAAGUGACUCCUCUCAGUCUUGCAGAGAAACUGAAUCUGUGCAAUCUAGUAAGAAUGAGGACAGCAAGGAGUUUCAGAAAAAAAUAAGCAAGCUAGAAGAGCAGCUCAGUAACGAAUUACAAGCCAAAGAUGAACUAGAACAGAAGUACAGGUCUACUAAUACUCGUUUAGAGAAGAUAGUGAAAGAGUUAGAUGAAGAGAUAACUUCAAGGAAGAAUGUAGAGUCUGCAGUCAGACAGUUAGAAAGAGAGAAGGCUCUUCUUCAGCAUAAGAAUACAGAAUACCAGAGAAAAGCAGAACAUGAAGCAGAUAAGAAACGCAAUUUGGAAAAUGAGGUUAACAGUUUGAAAGACCAACUUGAAGAUUUAAAAAAGAGGAAUCAGAACUCUCAAAUAUCCAAUGAGAAGAUCAGUCAACUACAAAGACAGUUGGAUGAAGCCAAUUCUUUGCUGCGGUCAGAGUCUGAUACUGCAACCAGGUUAAGGAAGAACCAGACAGAAAGUACAAAGCAAAUCCAGCAGCUAGAGGCCAAUAAUAGAGAACUACAAGAUAAGAACUGUCUGCUAGAGAAUGCGAAACUCAAACUGGAGAAGGACUUUCUCAAUCUUCAAUCAGCUCUAGAAUCAGAAAGGAGAGAUCGAAGUCAUGGCUCAGAAAUAAUCAGUGAUUUACAAGGUCGAAUAACUAGCCUCGAAGAAGAAGUAAAAAAUGGAAAGAGGGCAUUAGCCAAACUGGAAAUGGAGAAGAGACAACUGCAGGAAAAACUUACAGAUUUAGAAAAGGAAAAGAGCAACAUGGAGAUAGAUAUGACGUACAAAUUCAAAGUCAUGCAGCAGAACCUUGAACAGGAAGAAGCUGAGCAUAAAGCCACAAAAGCACGAUUAGCAGACAAAAAUAAGAUCUAUGAGUCUAUAGAGGAAGCAAAAUCCGAAGCCAUGAAAGAAAUGGAGAAGAAACUUUUGGAAGAGAGGGCAUUAAAGCAAAAAGUAGAGAAUCGAUUGUUAGAAGCUGAAAAGCAGCGCUCCAUGUUGGACUGCGAUCUCAAGCAAUCACAACAGAAAAUCAAUGAGCUCCUUAGGCAAAAAGACAUACUGAAUGAAGAUGUGAAAAACCUGACGUUAAAAAUAGAACAAGAAACACAAAAGCGCUGUCUCACUCAAAAUGACCUCAAGAUGCAAACACAGCAGGUCAACACCUUGAAAAUGUCAGAGAAGCAGUUAAAACAGGAGAAUAAUCAUCUUCAGGAAAUCAAAUUAAGCCUGGAGAAGCAAAAUAACGAACUCCGCAAGGAACGUCAGGAUGCAGAUGGACAAAUGAAAGAGCUUCAAGACCAACUCGAAGCUGAACAGUAUUUCUCGACUCUGUAUAAGACACAAGUUCGAGAACUUAAAGAAGAAUGUGAGGAAAAGACCAAACUUUGUAAAGAAAUGCAGCAAAAGAUACCAGAAUUACAGGACGAGAGAGAUUCCUUGGCUGCUCAGCUAGAGAUUACUUUGACAAAAGCAGAUUCAGAGCAACUUGCACGUUCCAUUGCUGAAGAACAGUACUCGGAUUUGGAAAAAGAGAAGAUUAUGAAAGAGCUGGAGAUUAAAGAGAUGAUGGCCAGGCAUAAACAGGAACUUACGGAGAAAGAUGCUACCAUAGCCUCUUUGGAGGAAGCAAAUAGGACACUAACUAGCGACGUGGCUAACCUUGCUAAUGAGAAAGAAGAACUAAACAAUAAAUUGAAGGAAGUACAAGAACAAAUUACAAAGCUGAAAGAAGAAGAAGCAAAUGUAGGAAAUAUUAAAGCACAAUUUGAGAAACAAUUAUUGAAUGAAAGAACAUUGAAAACCCAGGCUGUGAAUAAACUGGCCGAGAUCAUGAAUCGGAAGGGUCCAGUCAAACGUGGAGCUGACACCGAUGUACGGCGGAAGGAGAAGGAAAAUAGGAAGCUGCAUAUGGAGCUGAAGUCUGAACGAGAAAAGUUAACCCAAAUGAUGAUCAAGUAUCAGAAGGAAAUCAAUGAAAUGCAGGCACAAAUAGCAGAAGAGAGUCAGAUCCGGAUUGAGCUCCAGAUGACUCUGGACAGCAAAGACAGUGACAUUGAGCAGCUUCGGUCGCAGCUGCAGUCGCUGCACAUCGGUCUAGACAACAGUAGCAUAGGCAGCGGACCUGGAGAUGCUGAGGCAGAUGAUGGAUUCCCUGAAUCCAGACUGGAAGGCUGGCUAUCACUGCCUGUUAGAAAUAACACUAAAAAAUUCGGAUGGGUUAAAAAGUAUGUAAUUGUAAGCAGUAAGAAGAUCCUGUUCUAUGACAGCGAACAAGAUAAAGAGCAAUCAAAUCCCUACAUGGUGUUAGAUAUAGACAAACUGUUCCAUGUCCGACCAGUCACCCAGACUGAUGUGUACAGAGCAGAUUCCAAGGAAAUUCCUAGGAUAUUCCAGAUUCUAUACGCUAAUGAAGGAGAGAGCAAAAAGGAACAGGAAUUUCCUGUGGAGCCCAUGGGAGAGAAGUCAAAUUACAUUUGCCACAAAGGACAUGAGUUUAUACCUACUCUUUAUCACUUUCCAACCAAUUGUGAAGCUUGCAUGAAGCCACUGUGGCAUAUGUUUAAACCUCCUCCUGCUCUAGAAUGUCGCCGUUGUCAUAUCAAAUGUCACAAAGACCACAUGGAUAAGAAAGAAGAGAUUAUAGCACCUUGCAAAGUGUACUACGAUAUUUCAACGGCAAAGAAUCUUCUACUGUUAGCUAAUUCUACGGAAGAACAGCAAAAAUGGGUGAGCCGACUGGUGAAAAAAAUACCCAAGAAGCCUCCAGCACCAGACCCCUUUGCUCGAUCUUCUCCCAGAACUUCCAUGAAGGUACAGCCAAACCAGUCCAUCAGACGACCAAGUCGACAGCUUCCUCCAAACAAACCAAGCUAACUGCUUUCUGUGAACGCAGACACAAUUCAAGGUGAUAAUUUUUUUCCCGUUACAGCAAGACUGAAACAUAUCCCAAAAUAUAUUAAAAAAUAUAUAUUUUCCUGAGAGAUUGUGUUAUAUAUAUCAGAGGUUUACAUUUUUGCUGCAGUAUAAAGUACUAAUCUCUGAGGGUUUUCCUGUAUUCUCCUGAGUGACUGAUCAAAUGAGGGUUGACUGGUAAAUAGUCAAAGGAUAUGGUAGGUAACCUUUUAAACUCUGUUCCACAAAAGCUUUCUUGGCAGGACACACACACACUACAUUUCAUAAAAGGAUCGAGAGGAAUGAAUGAUAAAAUGGAAGAAACUGACUUUUCAGCUUUUGUAAAGAUGCCACCAGCACGCCUGCAAGAAGACCAGGAGGAGGAUCCACCGUAGUGAUAUAGACUGCAUCUGUAAGAAGUGACCAUUAUACUGUGUAUAUAUAUUGUACUGUAAUACUGCAAGAGGGUUUUAAAAAUCUUUCCACUUUAUUUUUUUAUGCUUAUUAAUCAGAUACCGUUACUUAUUGCAGUUGCAACUAUGCACUUGUAUAAAGCCAUAACAUUGAAGUUUAAAUCAUUCAUCCACGU
This is a messenger RNA of Apaloderma vittatum (bar-tailed trogon), 4621 nucleotides long. It is a transcript of the gene ROCK2, whose product is annotated as Rho-associated, coiled-coil containing protein kinase 2. The record is from RefSeq and is a predicted model, not a curated record. Gene Ontology annotation, biological process: positive regulation of centrosome duplication; mitotic cytokinesis; regulation of cell junction assembly. NCBI's taxonomy places the organism in Eukaryota, Metazoa, Chordata, Aves, Trogoniformes, Trogonidae. Gene Ontology annotation, molecular function: ATP binding; small GTPase binding; Rho-dependent protein serine/threonine kinase activity. Gene Ontology annotation, cellular component: cytoplasm; centrosome; cytoskeleton.